Messenger RNA from Klebsormidium nitens, 1073 nucleotides. Lineage: Eukaryota; Viridiplantae; Streptophyta; Klebsormidiophyceae; Klebsormidiales; Klebsormidiaceae. The record is from the annotation of a GenBank genome assembly.
UAGUUCAGCACAGAUGUCGCGAUCCAUGUUAAACCCCACGGCUGUCGCCACUGUCCCUCCAGUUUUGAGGCCACCUAGUCAGCCUCCAUCCAACAGGUCUCUAAACCAGCACGCUGCCACUUUAGAGGACACGCAGAUGGUGACUGUGUUUUCACAAAAACGGGAGCUGUUGAGCAGUCUAUCUCAGGAGUCUUUAGCCCAACAUGCAAAGCUUGCUGUACCAAAGCACUUAGCUGUCAUCAUGGAUGGAAAUUCACGAUGGGCGAAGACGAAGGGGUUGCCGACAGCAUUUGGUCACGAAAAGGGGGUGGACUCGCUGCUCAAUCUGGUGAAGAUGUGCGUUCGAUGGGGGGUGGUCGCGCUGACCGUGUAUGCCUUCUCUACAGAGAACUGGCUCCGACCGAAGGGAGAGGUGGACAUGCUGAUGGGGCUUUUUGAGCGCGUCCUUCAACAAAAUCUGGCUGCCCUAGAACGGGAAAACAUCUGCCUGAGGGUCGUUGGAGAGAUUCACCGCCUGCCCCCCUCCCUGCAAAGAGCGGUCGCAGAAGCGCACGAACGGACAGCCGGGAACACUGCCCUUCUUUUCACAAUUGGGGUCAGCUACAGUGGCCGGCAGGACCUUGUUCAAGCCUGUCAAGCUCUGGCACGCAAAGUCAGCGAAGGCGGGCUGGACCCGUCCGAGAUCACCGAGGCGUCCAUAAGCGCGCAACUAGGUAUGGCGACGGAAAACUCAGGUUGGCGAGGGGAACCGGUCGGGGAUCCGGACCUCUUGCUUCGGACAAGCGGCGAACAGAGGCUGAGCAACUUCCUGCUGUGGCAGCUUGCGUACACGGAGCUGUUCUUCAUGGACACUCUGUGGCCGGACUUCGGGGAGGCGGACUUUGUGAAGGCGCUCGAACAUUAUAGUCGAAGAGAACGCCGCUUUGGUGGCAGGCGGUAGAGAAGUCUCCAUUGCAACCUAUUGUAGUCAGUGUACGCGGCACUGUACUACGUUGGGAGAGAUUGGAGCCCGAGUCAGAAUUGUGGGACGGCCUAGGCGGCCUGAUCACGUGAAUGGUUGCCGUCGAUGUUUC